AUGCCAGAGGUAAUAAACCUCCUCUCCUCAACACCGCCCCUUCCACCCCCCUCCUACCAACCCCGUCGCCCUUCCAUCCCCUCAUCCCCAAUCCCCCCACCACCCCGACCAUUCACGCUCCCAAUCCUCUCCUCGGACUGGGACCUCCCCGAACCCACCUAUAACGAUGACGACAACAACAACGUUAAUAACAAUAUUAACAAAAAUAACGACAACGAUAACGACAAAAUCAACCCCCCAAAACGACCCCGUCUAAACGAAGAAGAGCCCACAAGUCCUCCCAAACCGCCCUCAGUGAAACCGGCGCGCAAAACGCAUAUCCCGGCAUCGAGGAAUCCGUUGUUCCUUUUUUCGGAUGAUAUUCUGCCAUCGUCGGAUGGGAUAAGGCCUUGUGAAGGUGGAGGAGGAGAGGAGGAGGAUCCGAUUGUUUUCACUUCUUCGGCUCCUGGGCCUGGGAGUGCGGUUGGGGUGAGGGAGGGGGGAGGGCGCGGGGUGGAUACGAUUACGAUUGAUGAUGACGACGAUGAUGAUGAUUAUGGUUUAAUUGGUGGUGGUGUUGGGAGUGGACAUGGACAUGGGCAUGGAAAAGGAGGGAUGGGUAGGGGCGAUACGCGCGAUGAGAUCGAGGGGUUUAGCGAUGAGAUCGCAAUAUCGGACCUGAAUGAGUUGCUUGAGUUGGAUACUACAGCGCACAAGCGGCCUGGGUUAUCGAGUCGGACGGCGAGUUUGCUGGCGAGUCUUGAUCGGUCAAAUUUGGGGGCUAGGUCUAGUGGUGGGGUGUCGUCGGGUCGGAGGGGGCGUGUUGAUAUGGAAGAGGAGGUAGAUGAGGUGGACGAAGUGGUUCAGCCUCGGAAGCCUAAGGCGCCGCGGAGGACGGCUACGAAGCCGACGAGUGCAGAUAAGGAAGCCAAGGCACAGGAGCGGGAGGCGAAGAAGGCGCAGCGUGAGCAGGAGAAACAGCUAGAGAAGGAGCGGAAGCAGAAGGCCAAAGAGGAGAAAGCGCGGGAGAAACAACUUGCGGCCGAUCUCGCGGAGGUGAAUAAGCUGAAGGUGGAUAAGAAGGAGUCCACACCGGAGAUGAUCAUCGAUCUUGCAGAGGAGUUCGAGGGAACGAGCGUGGGAAAUCAGACGGUGGAGGUCAUGAAACGGCUCAAGGUCGAGCAGACGUUUUUCGAGAGCGAGAUUCCGAAGGUCGUCAAAUGGCGGCGGAAGGUCACGGCCAGAUACAACGAUACCCUCGGCCACUGGGAACCAUGUCCGUUUCAUAUUCGCGGAGAAGAACACGUUCUUGUUCUUCUAACGGCGCAAGAAUUCGUCGACAUGGUGAUAGACACCUCACCAACCACAAACGAUCUCGACCACCACGUCCACCGACUCAAAUCCACCUACCCCAACUACACACCGAUAUACCUAAUCGAAGGCCUCACAGCCUGGAUGCGCAAGAACAAUAACUCCCGAAACAGAGCCUACCAAGCCGAAGUCCGUCGCCAAUACUCACAAUCCCAAACCCAAGACCAACCCGCCAGCAUCAAUUCCCGCCGCAAGAAAACAACAACCAGCAGCAAACCCGAAACUACGCCCUCAGUCUCCGACGACACAAUCGAAGACGCUCUUCUCUCCCUCCAAGUUACGCACUCCUGUCUCAUCCACCACACCAAUGCACCCCCUGAUUCAGCCGAAUGGAUCAAAAACUUCACAGAACACAUCUCGACCGUUCCCUACCGCCGCGAAAGAAUGGAAGGCAAUGACUCCGCCUUUUGCAUGGACGGAGGCCAGGUCAAACCCGGCGAAAACAAAUCCGAUACUUUUAUCAAAAUGCUCCAGGAAGUGAACCGUGUCACGGCUUCCAUGGCAUACGGCAUUGCAACCCAGUAUCCAAGUGCCGUUGAUCUAGUUCGUGGAAUGCGAAGGCAUGGCCCGGCCAUGUUGGAGGAUGUAAAGAAAUCUGCAAACAGAAACGGUGCACUAACAGAUUCCCGUAUUGGGCCUGCGGCGAGUAAACGGCUCUACAAGGUCUUUAUGGGUCUUGAUCCGUCUGCAACUGAUAUUUAA
Aspergillus pseudotamarii is the source of this 2052-nucleotide messenger RNA. RefSeq lists its product as uncharacterized. Gene Ontology annotation, molecular function: nuclease activity; DNA binding. NCBI's taxonomy places the organism in Eukaryota, Fungi, Ascomycota, Eurotiomycetes, Eurotiales, Aspergillaceae. Gene Ontology annotation, biological process: replication fork processing; resolution of meiotic recombination intermediates; double-strand break repair. The record is from RefSeq and is a predicted model, not a curated record. The transcript has 2 exons. Gene Ontology annotation, cellular component: nucleus; nuclear origin of replication recognition complex; Holliday junction resolvase complex. Bases 1 to 2052 code for a protein of 683 amino acids.